Molecule: messenger RNA, 1345 nt
Organism: Stomoxys calcitrans (stable fly)
Lineage: Eukaryota; Metazoa; Arthropoda; Insecta; Diptera; Muscidae
Product: serine protease inhibitor 42Dd
Exons: 4
Coding region: 87-1277 (396 amino acids)
Molecular function (GO): serine-type endopeptidase inhibitor activity
Source: RefSeq, a predicted model, not a curated record
CAAGACAACUUUGAAACAAUUUGAUGUUCAUAGAAUUUAGUAUAUCAACGCAAUUUUGAGUGAAGAGGAACUUGGUAUAUUAGGAAAUGAAAUUGAAUGACAGAAUAUCCACGUUUUGGAAUGUAUUGGCUUUACUCCUUUUUGCCAAUGCAGCCAAAUCAGCCAUCAAUGAUCCAAAAUUCCAUGCAAGCUUGAACAGCUUUAGCCAAAAUCUAUUCCAUCAAUUAUAUCAAACAAAUGGCAAAGAGAAUCUGAUAUUCUCACCUUUUUCCAUUCAAACAUGUCUGGCUAUGGUGCGUAUGGGAGCUGAUGGACCAACCGCUGUUGAAAUGGAUCAAGGUUUAAAUUUCACUGGCCAAUCCAUUGAUGGUAUUGCCAAAAAUUAUAAUGCCUUAUUAGGUCAAUAUGAGGAUGGAAAAAUAUUGAAAAUUGCCAAUAAGGUUUAUGUCAUGAAAGACUUCAGCCUCCAGAAUGAAUACAAGGAAAUUUUGAGCCAAAAGUUCUAUUCAUCUGCUGAGUCCAUGGAUUUUGAGAAAAGUGAAGAGGCUGCCAAAACCAUAAAUUCUUGGGUAGCAUCGAAAACCGACGAUGCCAUUGAAGAGCUGGUGGAGCCCAUGGAUUUGUCCAGCGAUACACGUCUUAUGCUUUUGAGUGCCAUUUACUUUAAGGGUGAUUGGGAGAAACCUUUUGAUGCCAAAAAUACCAAGGAAGAGGAAUUCUUUGUUGAUGAGGACCAGAGCAUUAAAGUUCAAAUGAUGUAUAGAGCCGGAAUGAUAGAUUACUCGAAAAUCGAAGAACUCGAUGCCACAGCUGUACGUCUGCCCUACAAAGACUCAGAUCUUUCAAUGGUGAUUAUAUUACCAAAUGCUCGCAAUGGUUUGGCUGCUAUGGAGGCGAAACUUGAAACCAUGUCGCUCACUUUGUUAUCGGAAAAACUCAAUAGAGCUCGCGGAACACGUCUUUAUUUGCCAAAGUUUAAGGUUGAGUUCACUGUAAAUCUUAAUGCAGCACUGAUAAAGAUGGGUAUGAAACAAAUGUUUUCUCAAGCAAAUUUGGGCAAAAUGCUGCAACAACACGAACCUCUACAGGUUUCUGAUGUUGUCCAUAAAGCCAUAAUAGAUGUAAACGAAUGGGGAACCACUGCUGCUGGCAUUACACGUGCUGGUAUUAUGACCCGUACACGCGCCAUGAUUUUCAGGGCGGAUCAUCCAUUUUACUAUGUGAUCAUGAAUGCAGACACGGUUCCAUUAUUUCAAGGAACUUUUGUUGGAGCUUAAGUACGGCAGAUACAUAGAUAGAUUUAAACUGAUCAAUUAAAUUUGAAUAAAAAAUGAAGUCUUCUUUA